UUUCCUACAAUCAAAACUCACUGAAAAUAUUGCAUAGCGGUUUCGGCAGGGCAUGGCCUACUUUAAGCAAAUGUUAAGAUCAAAUUAGUUGCGUGUUUGAAAUUAUGUCAAAAUCUAAGACGUAUUGUAGCUGAGAAUCAGGACUGAUAAUGACUUGGUGAUGUGAGCGAUCCUGAUCAUCGUAACAAACGAAGUUUCCGCGUUGACGCCUACUUGGCUCGCGCCGCUGCCCGCUAUAAAAGGCUAGUUGUGAGCUCAUCGCUUCCGAUCGCCUCUUCUUCCUCCUGGCUUUCGUAUCUUGGACGUACGUACCCGACUUACUGUAUGCCGCUCCGCUGGCAUCGACACCACUUUUGCCUUGCAUGACCUCCAUCGCAGCGCCGCCAACAUCGCUGCACCGCCCGGCGGUGAGCGCCACACACGCAUCCAGAGCGUCCGUCGCGGCGCCGAGCAACAGAGUGCACCUUGGUAACCUCGAGCACCUCUUCCGAAACCGCGGUGCCGUCGAGAGCAGUGGGACCGCCGCGGCGCCUGUCCAGCCGGCACGGAGGAGGCAGCAGGCGCCGCUGCUGCGGCUACCGUCCUUCUUCAAGCGAGCCAAGGGCGACUUCGCCGUGGCCAAGGAGGAGCAGGUGGACUUGUCGCCGCGCUUGUUCCAGCCCGUGCCGCCCGACGGGCCGUCACCGCGUGGGGACAUCGCAGCGGCGUGGCGGCGGCUGCACGGAGAAGACGGCUGGCGCGGCCUGCUUGACCCGCUGCACCCGGACCUCCGCCGCGAGAUCGUCCGCUACGGGGAGUUCGUCGACGCCGCGUACGGCGCGUUCCUUUCCCAGCCCGAUGCCGUGCCGGGCGACGGCACCGGCGCCGUGCACGUCCCGCUCCAGGACGCGGCCUACCGCGUAACGGCGCCACUGUUCGCGACCUCGUCCGUGGGCUUCCCGGCCUGGCUCGCGCUUGCCGCGCCGUGUGCCGCACAGCGCACGAGCCUCGUCGGGUACGUGGCUGUGUGCGACAGCCCCGCCGAGGUCCGACGUAUGGGCCGGCGCGACAUCGUCAUCGCGCUCCGUGGCACCUGCACGGUCCUUGAGUGGGCAGAGAACUUCCGCGCCGGCCUCGUCCCGGCAACCGAAGCGGUAGACGCCGCAGCUUCGCCGGUCUCCGCCUCCGACCCAAAGGUGGAGUGCGGGUUCCGGAACCUUUACAAGACAGCCGGCGACGGUUCGCCGAGCUUGUCAGAGAUGGUCGUCACCGAAGUGCGCAGACUUCUCAAAAAGUAUGAGGGAGAGGAGGUGAGCAUCACGGUGACGGGCCAUAGCCUGGGGGCGGCGCUGGCGGUGCUGAUCGCAGACGAGCUCGCGGGCCACGGCGGCGCACCGACGCCCGUGGCGGUGUUUUCGUUCGGCGGGCCGAGGGUGGGGAACCACGCGUUCGCGGAGCGCGUGGAGGCCCGGGGCGCGCGAGUGCUCCGCGUGGUGAACGCGCACGACGUCGUGCCGCAGCUCCCGCCGCGCCCCGGCGGCCGGUGGUACGCUGACGUCGGCCGCGAGCUCCGCCUUGACAGCCGCGCGUCCCCGUACCUCCGCCCCGACGCCGACGCCGCCUGCUGCCACGACCUGGAGGCGUACAUCCACCUCGUGGACGGCUUCCUCAGUUCGCACUGCCCCUUUCGCGCCAACGCCAAGCGCAGCAUUCUGCGGCUGCUCAAGAACCAGGGUGGCAACGUCAAGCAGCUCUACAUCAGCAAGGCCAUGGACAUGCGCGUCCGGCUCGACGCCGGUGGCAGCGUUGACAUGCCUGGCUCGCCGCUCGGUCGUCUCGGUGCGCCGCCGAGCACCGUGCUUGAGUGCGUGCACUGAGGACGACGACGACGACGGACCGGCGCGAAAUGUCGGCGGCGCCGUCUUUGGUCUCUUGUUCAGGGCGGACACAGAAUCGGUGUGGUACAUCAAGUCACAAGAAGACUUGUGCAGCUCAAGAUUUAUUGAUUUAUUGGUAUUUAUGUACAGUACUGCAAAAACUGUAGUGUCGUCUUGUCUACGCGUGAAAGGGCGACCCGUUGGAGAUCCCGCUGUCAGGGAAUGGAUAAUAUGUUCUUUCUUUUUGCACGGUGAAUGUAUAAUAUGUUCCUGCAAACUUGUCAAUACAUAUUUUUGUGAUAAAACAUUACUAGUAUGUAGCAUUUGUCCUAUACGAUUUCAUAUUUGUGGGAUAAUUCAUAAUUGUGUAAAACUUGUCUGUUACGCUAUUUUUAUGAUACCUUAAAUGUCA
Molecule: messenger RNA, 2268 nt
Organism: Hordeum vulgare subsp. vulgare (domesticated barley)
Lineage: Eukaryota; Viridiplantae; Streptophyta; Magnoliopsida; Poales; Poaceae
Product: phospholipase A1-Ibeta2, chloroplastic-like
Exons: 2
Coding region: 363-1856 (497 amino acids)
Biological process (GO): lipid metabolic process
Molecular function (GO): glycerophospholipase activity
Source: RefSeq, a predicted model, not a curated record